CUUUCUUGUUACCUUAAUCUCCACAACAACCUUUAUUCUUUGGUCCCUCAUUUAAUUGUUUAUCAUAUUUAAAUAUCACAUUGAAAAACAAACCUCAAUGCACUCUUAAUAAGAGUCUUUUAACUCUUCUGCCAAAUUUCCAUUUAACCCCCCAAACUUUUCCCUAAAUUGAGAAAAGCCAUCAUGCUUCCCAAAAUCCCAAUGACUCUUCUUCUCCGAUUCACCGCCAGCGCCAUCACCGCCACAGCGACGUUCCUCUUCAUCCGCCGAAUCCGCCGGGAAAUCUCCCUCUCCGCUCUCCGCCGCCAGAUCCGCGAAGCUCUCCAACCCCUCCUCCCUCGUCCGCCGUCCAUUCUCAUCAUGGGGUUCCGAUCCCAAGGCAAGAGCAGCUUUCUCAACACUGCUUGCCGUGCCCUAGCCUCCGAAUCCGAUCCCAUCCUCCUCCUCCGCGCUGAGACCGCGCCGCCCGGCGCCGCGCCGGUAUCUCAAUCAUCGCGCAUCGUACGCGCCUUUGUGGCGGACCCCGGCGGAGCCGGGGUGGAGCCGGUGGCAGUGGAUCUCAUUGACGGACCUCCGCUUCCGGAUGCGGCAGGGAUGACGCGUGCUGACGUGGAAGCGGCCAUCGUCGGAACUCCGGCGCCGGAGUGCGUUAUUCUGGUGUUCCGGUGUUCGGGAUCGUUGAAGGAACGGGCCAUCGCGGUGAAGAAGCUCACUGAUAUUGCCAGCGUUGUUCGUGAACGAGGGCUUCAUGUGGUGGUGGUGCUAACACACAAGAGAGUAUUAAGGAACAUGAAGCAAACGGAAGAGCUACAAAGAGAAGUAGCCUUCAGAGCCAGAACAGACUGUGUAUAUUUCGUUGAGAACUACACAGCAAGCCCAAACAUAAGCAUUCAUCAUCCCACCACCAUUAAGAAUGACCAUGACACUAACUUCACAGCUCUCUCCAUCAUAAGACAGUGUGUUGAGUUCACUAGACUCUAUCGUUCCCAUACUACUUCGCCUAAAAGUUUGUUCAUGAGUAGUGCCUUGGCCACGUCAGCACCCGGUCUUAAUAAGUCUAUGUCUAGAAAUAUUGAUGCCUUUCGUUCUCAAGAUUUAUUAAAAUAA
This is a messenger RNA of Dioscorea cayenensis subsp. rotundata (Guinea yam), 1107 nucleotides long. RefSeq lists its product as uncharacterized. The coding region runs from base 184 to 1107 and encodes 307 amino acids. The record is from RefSeq and is a predicted model, not a curated record. The transcript has 2 exons. NCBI's taxonomy places the organism in Eukaryota, Viridiplantae, Streptophyta, Magnoliopsida, Dioscoreales, Dioscoreaceae.